Molecule: messenger RNA, 1719 nt
Organism: Orbicella faveolata
Lineage: Eukaryota; Metazoa; Cnidaria; Anthozoa; Scleractinia; Merulinidae
Molecular function (GO): zinc ion binding
Source: RefSeq, a predicted model, not a curated record
UGCUUCUUGAAAAUGCAAGAUUCCUUUAAAUUUUCCGGAACUUGAAUCGUCAACUGCUGUAAGCUCAUCAAGCACAUGGAUCAGUCCGACCACUUUUCGAUCCUUUCGAACAAGUGAAUUUUUUUUAUCCCCUGCAAUACCAGCAAGGCGGUUGGCGACCUCGAAAACAUCGAGUGGUUGCAAAGAGAUCCUUACAUUUUCUCUAAUUUGACUGCACUUUCGAAUCUCCGAUCGUCUGUGUGUCCAUGAUCUCCCUUUUUCAACUUGGAAAUCAUCGGAACCCUCGUGUUUAUCCACCAUUUUGGAUUUCCAACAGGGAUAGGUACUUCAUGUAUGGGGACACAAAAUGUCCUGCACCUAUUCUGCUGGACAAUGGGAACGCAGCCUUGGGGACAGGAACAAUAGAUGGAACAAUAGACAAAGAGAUCUGUUUGUUUCUUUUAUAUUUAAAAAUAGAAAUAUACCAUGACACUUCCGGUUUGACCUUUUCGGAACUUUUGUGGCAGUCUGAACUCGCUUGGUAAAAAGGUAACCUCGGCCUCGGACAGGACACUGAAAGAUCAAAGUAUCACGAGAAUGGAUUGGAGGUAUUUCAUUUUGUUUGAAUUUGAUAUUCUAUUGUUUUGUACUUUAAUAUCCGUAGCUAAUAAGGAAUUUUCGAUUCACAGAAUCUGUGAUCAGUGUGAAAAGGAGCAGUCCACCUUUUACUGCGGCGAGUGCCAGCUGAAGUAUUGUGAAUCCUGCAAUGGGGUGUUCCACUCGAAGGGAGCAUUGAAGGAGCAUAAAGUUCAAGCACUCCAGUCGUGCACGUGCCAGUCUUGUAGUAACGCAAUCUCCAUUCUACUCUGUGACAGCUGUGACAUGAGUAAGUACUCAUCCUCACCACCUGGGGGCACUGCCAGACGGUUUACGUUAGUUGGCCCGGAAUCCAAGGUCUUGCAGAAGUGUGCAAUAAGAAAUGCCGGAGAAGCUAAAAAAUACUUUCAUGAUUCAUUUGUUCAUCAAAGACUUUUUAUAUAUAUCUUGCAAAAGCAUUUGUCUGCUUUGAUGUGUUCGUCGCACCCUGUUUAUCACGGGUGUUAUAAACUACGAGUAUAAAAAUGCUCACCACAAAAACGGAUGUCUAAAAAGUUUUUGUUUUCUUUUUAGAAUUCUGUGACCCUUGCUGGAGCAAAUGGCAUUCCAAAGGAACUUUCCAAAGCCAUAUAAAUAAACCAAUUCUUACUACAGCAAGCAACCAUUGAAGCUGUACAAGACGGUACUGUAAGUUACAUGUUACCUUAUUGUUUAUAUAUUCACGUGCUAUGUGAUUCCUACACUGAUGUGCAUGCCGCAUGCAUUUCAUCAGAAGCUUUCAUAUAUUUUCCUACUACUAAAUGUCUUUUAAUAUGGUAUAAUCCUAAAACACCACACCACGAGAGUCUCAUGAGUUUUUGACACUAUAAACGUUAAUUACAACUGUUACCGUAUUUUAAAUGGCAUCAUAAUUUGAAUGCCUAUUUUUCUUGCAGGUAAUAAGCUCUUCAUCCUCUGAUGAUACAGCCAUCCCAAAGAGUCUUCAGAAAACAAGUCUCGGUUUCAUUGCAAAUCCAAAAGGCAAAAGAUCACUGUAUUACAUGUCCAUCAUGAAGGAAGCUCUCUCAAAGAUGCGAAAGGCUGGUGAAAGCGAUGAAUCCUUAAAAAAGCGAUUUACUGCUGAACGAUCAAGGCAAUUCGAUU